UGUUGCUAUGUCUAUGUAUUAUUGUCACAUUUAUUUUUAUGUUACAUUUUUUUUCCUAGUACGACUUGAUUAGGAGGUUGGUUUCGAUUAGGAUGAUUGUACAUAUCAGUAGCCAUAUUUUUUUCCUAUUCUUUAGCGCACUAGUAGCUGGCAGAUGAGAAAUUCGAGCUGCGUCAAUUGUAUAUAGACCGUAGGCCUCAUCUGUGAGAUAACAACAAUCAAUACAAAAAUAUUAUAUUCUUCUGCUUGUUUUUCUAUAUGGUAUCAGAGCAGUUACGAACUGGGCUGCUCUAUCACGAAACAAAAUAGCAUCAUCAUGGCCGAAAACUUUGAGGAAGAUGCUAUUGUACGUAGAGUGCAAAAUACUCCCAUGCACAAGCCCAACCUCACGGACGAACAGUGGCGAAAUUUCCUAAGGAUGCUGGACGAGAGUACACAAUCUAAUACUCAAUGGCUCCUGGACUCCGGGGCAUCAUACCACAUGACCGGAGAUGAUACGGUUUUGACGAAGACAUGCAAGAUGAAUCCUAUUUCGGUCCAAUUACCUAAUGGUGAAGUAACCCGAGCGACACAUGUUGGUGACGUGCAGAUCAGUUCACGAUUAAAAUUGGAGAAAGACCUACUUACGAGCAUACCGAUUGGAGUGGGUGAUCGACGAGGGGGAGUUUAUUUUUUUUCGGAGUCUUGAUCAACCUCAAGCACAUGCGGUGGUGGUGCCAGACUCAGGUGAACUGUGGCAUUCUCGAUUGGGACAUCCAUCAGUGAAGGUUUUGCGUUUGGUUAAUAUUUUGAAUAAGGCAUCGUUGAAAUCCGUUCAGAAUGAUACUUGUGAUGCUUGUUUACGUGGAAAACAAACCCGUGAUGUUUUUAAUAUUAGUCUUGCACGUGCUGUUGAACCUUUUGAAUUGAUACAUUGUGAUGUUUGGGGUCCAUAUAGAACGCCGGCCACAGGCGGUUCACGUUAUUUCUUGACUAUAGUUGAUGAUUAUUCCCGAGCAGUGUGGGUACAUCUGAUGAGGGAGAAAAGUGAGGUCAAAAAUAUUCUUAAGCAAUUUUUUGCUAUGACGUCUAGACAAUUUAAUAAACCCGUGAAAGUUUUCAGAAGUGACAACGGCAAAGAGUUCAUUGGUUUGCAAGAAUAUUUUUUGACUCAUGGAAUAAUUUUUCAAACGUCGUGUGUUUAUACUCCACAACAAAAUGGUAGGGCUGAGCGGAAGCAUAUAUAGGCAUAUACUUGAGGUAGCACGAACUCUCAGAUUUCAUGCAAAUUUGCCUAUUGAAUUUUGGGGUGAAUGUGUGUUAGCGGCUGGAUAUUUGAUUAAUAGAUUGCCGUCUCCUGUGAUAGAAAAUAAGAGUCCGUACGAAAUGUUGUAUAAAAAACCUCCUUUAUAUACUCAUCUUAGGGUAUUUGGGUGUUUAUGUUAUGCACAUUCUAAGGAGACAACAGGUGACAAAUUUGCACAACGUGGAAUAAAGUGUGUAUUUUUGGGAUAUGCUUACACACAAAAGGGUUGGAAAGUAUAUGACUUAGAAAAACAACGACAUUUUAUUUCUCGUGAUGUGAAAUUUAUUGAAACCAUUUUUCCGUUCAAAAUGGUGGAAAAUAAUACUGGCAGCACGAUUAAUUACGACCGAGAAGCUAAGUCUGGAGAAAAGGUACAGGAGUUGGACCAUUAUGUGCACACUUUGGAUGAUCCACCUUCCUAUCCAGCCACGUGUGAGGACAUUAUCCUCACACCAUCUCAAGCAUCUGGAGACACGUUACACAUGCAUACGGAUAAUCAUGCAUCACCAUCAUCCCAGUUGGAUACGCAUGACACGGGACCAAUUGACAGCAUCUCAACCCCUUCACCUGGAGACAACCCCAGUCGACGCGGGACACGGCAACGGAAACCACCAACCUGGCAUCGAGACUAUGACGUGCAGUUGAACACUGUGAAAAUAAACUCCUCUCCUGUCGUUAACUCACACCCGUCGGUUGAAUCAGCUAUAUCAGCAGCCAAAGAACCGUCCACUUUUAGUGAAGCUUCCCGAGAUCCACAGUGGAGAGAAGCUAUGAGCCGUGAAAUUGCAGCUCUCGAACGAUCAGGUACCUGGCGCAUUCAAGACCUGCCGAGUGGGAAGAAGGCCAUUUUUUGCAAAUGGGUGUACAAAAUUAAAUACAAAAGUGAUGGCUCAGUGGAACGCUACAAAGCACGGUUGGUCGUUUGUGGUAAUAGACAAGUGCAAGGCAUUGAUUAUAGUGAGACAUUUGCUCCAGUUGCUAAAAUGGUAACUGUUCGUACCAUUUUAGCGGUAGCCGCUUCUCGUCACUGGGAGCUUCAUCAAAUGGACGUGGAUAAUGCAUUUCUUCAUGGGGAUUUGCAUGAGGAAGUAUACAUGCACUUGCCUCCCGGAUACUCCGCCUCCUCCCCCGGCAAGGUAUGUAGAUUGCUUAGAUCACUAUAUGGCCUACGGCAGGCUCCCCGUUGUUGGUUUUCUAAGCUCACUGGUUCUUUGCGUGCUUAUGGUUUUUGUCAGUCACACGCCGAUUAUUCUUUAUUUACCCUACGACGAGAUGAUCGGAUUCUGUGUGUUUUAAUUUAUGUUGAUGAUCUACUUAUCACCGGCAAUGAUCAUGAUAUGAUUGUCGCAUUUAAGAGCUUCUUAGCUGCUUCUUUUCCAGUCAAAGAUUUGGGCAGAAUGAAGUAUUUUUUGGGAAUUGAAGUAGCGCGCAAUUCUACUGGGAUAUUCUUGUGUCAACGCAAAUAUGUGUUGGAUAUUUUGGCCGAAACAGGUUUGACCGGGGCUCGGCCUGUCUCCUUUCCUAUGGUGCAGAACCAUAAAUUACAAUCAGAUACUGGGCCUAAUUUUUCUGAUCCAGACCGCUAUAGGCGGUUAGUUGGGAAGUUGAUUUAUCUUACCUUGACUAGGCCAGACAUUUGUUAUUCCGUUCAUAUUCUAUCUCAGUUUAUGCAAUGUCCAAAAGUGGCACAUUGGGAGGCUGUUUUACGUGUUCUCCGCUAUCUAAAAAGCCACCCUGGUCAGGGCAUCUUAUUACGGUCCGAUUCACCCCUCACUCUAACCGGUUUUUGUGAUGCUGAUUGGGCUAGUUGUCCCGUCACACGUCGUUCUGUGACUGGCUAUUUUGUUUCUCUUGGACAGUCGCCUAUAUCCUGGCGAACCAAGAAACAAGCCACCAUUUCUCGUUCUUCAGCAGAGGCUGAGUAUCGUUCCAUGGCUGCCUUAACUUGCGAACUCAUCUGGCUACGCAACUUGCUUCGGUGUUUGGGGGUAGUGCAUCCUUCACCAGUACAACUUUAUUGUGAUAAUCAAGCCGCUUUGCAUAUUGCUUCCAAUCCGGUGUAUCACGAGCGGACCAAGCACAUAGAACUCGAUUGUCACUUCAUUCGGGACCAUAUACAGGCCGGAACUAUCUCUCCAUCCUAUACAUCCACUUCUGAACAACCUGCGGAUAUGCUCACUAAAGCUCUUGGUGCAUCUCAAUUUUCUUAUUUGCUUGCCAAGAUGGACAUUUGUGAUCCCCAUGCUCCAUCUUGAGGGGGGUGUUGCUAUGUCUAUGUAUUAUUGUCACAUUUAUUUUUAUGUUACAUUUUUUUUCCUAGUACGACUUGAUUAGGAGGUUGGUUUCGAUUAGGAUGAUUGUACAUAUCAGUAGCCAUAUUUUUUUCCUAUUCUUUAGCGCACUAGUAGCUGGCAGAUGAGAAAUUCGAGCUGCGUCAAUUGUAUAUAGACCGUAGGCCUCAUCUGUGAGAUAACAACAAUCAAUACAAAAAUAUUAUAUUCUUCUGCUU
Cuscuta epithymum is the source of this 3794-nucleotide messenger RNA. Lineage: Eukaryota; Viridiplantae; Streptophyta; Magnoliopsida; Solanales; Convolvulaceae. The record is from the annotation of a GenBank genome assembly.